AUGAUCGAAAAAAGCAGCCCCUCGAUUGCAAAGGAAGUGUUAAACACCUACCGAAUCGUGGCUUCGGAUCCUUCGCAGUUGAAACAAUUUUGGGACACGCGGGGUGGUAUAUGCCUGCGUGAGAACACUGGAAUGUGGGUUCGACGGUUUUUCCGUGAAGGCGGGAACUACUUCGGCAAGAACACAUGUAUCUCAGAAACCCCCCAACUCAGCAUAUCUGCCAACUACUCGUUGGCUGGCUGUAACUCCCGAAGCUCGAUGGCAUUGCCCCCAUCCCCUAUCCUCCCCAUCCUCCCCGUCCUCCUCCCCAUCCUCCUCCCCAUCCUCCUCCCCAUCUCCCUCCCUAUCCUCCUCCCCAUCUCCCUCCCUAUCCUCCUCCCCAUCCCAAUCCCCCCCAGUUCUCCCCCCAGUCUCCCCCCCAUCCUCCACCACCACCUCCCCCCUCCCCCUCCACCACUUCCAUGCCCGCCACCCCAUAUCUACCGCAGAAAGGAAGCUGAUCAAAGUACCGAAAACAACAGAGAAGAGGCUUAG
This is a messenger RNA of Penicillium psychrosexuale, 534 nucleotides long. RefSeq lists its product as uncharacterized. The record is from RefSeq and is a predicted model, not a curated record. The coding region runs from base 1 to 534 and encodes 177 amino acids. The transcript is spliced from 3 exons. NCBI's taxonomy places the organism in Eukaryota, Fungi, Ascomycota, Eurotiomycetes, Eurotiales, Aspergillaceae.